This is a messenger RNA of Pelagomonas calceolata, 1226 nucleotides long. Lineage: Eukaryota; Pelagophyceae; Pelagomonadales; Pelagomonadaceae. The record is from the annotation of a GenBank genome assembly.
AAAACUACUCGUCGUGCGUGAUGCGUCUAGCGGUCCACUGCCUCAACCAGGGACAGCGUUAGUUAGGCAUCAGCUGCCUUUCAGUCGCAGCAUCCGGCUCUGCGCCUUGGCUUCGCGACUGGACGUAACGCGUGCGUUAGAAGCGGCAGAGAGCAAUGGCACCCAAUAGGGGUUUUUGGGGCCGCGGCACGACUCAAGACGACUCCAUCUACGACCAACUAAUAUCAGAGGAGCGCCGCUCCGCCGCGCGCGCGGCCGGCCGCCGCGUCGGCGAUCUGCUGGAAGCCCAGGCCCUCGAGGCGGCGCUCGCGGCGUCGCGGCCCCAGCAAGACGAGGCGCGCCCCGAGACGCCGAGGACGCUCCAGGAGAGCGAGUCCGGCGAUAGUAGUGAUGAGGAAGCCUUGAUACCGCUCUUCGAGGACGCCCAGACAACAUUAGCUUGUGACGACGUCGACGACGACGCCUCUUUGUUGUUACAAAUGCCCGCGGAGCUCGCCGUGCGCGUGCUGGGCUACUGCUCGAUAGAAGGAGCGUUCUGCGGGGCGGCCGCGUGCAAGACGUGGUACCGGCGGUCGACGUCCGAGAUCCUCUGCGAGGUCUUGUGCCGGCGCCACUGGCGCACCUGCCGCCCCCAGCGCUGGGGCGGCUUCCGCCAGAUGCUAGCGCGCCGCGACCGCGUCCGUUUAUCUGGUUUCUACGCCCUGCGGCAGUCUCGCUCGAAGCCGGUCCGGCGCGAUAUGUGGACGCCGAAGGAAUUAGAUCAAGUCUACUGGGUCGAGGCGGCGUGGUGGCGCUGCCUGCGGUUCUUCGCCGACGGGAGUCUGAGAUAUUGCUUGUUUGCCGAACCGGAGGGCGGUCUACAGGCCGUCGCGCGCCUCGCGGCCAAAAGACUCGCGCCUGAGAUCACUCCGAGGCACCGCCGGGACGAGGAGAAGACGCACCGCGGCGCCUACGAGCUCAAACGGGGUUUGGUGGAGGCGACGGUGGAAGUGCCGCACGGCCGCGUCGGCUUCUGCCUGACGCUGACGCACGGCGCGCGGGGCCGCGGCGUCGGCCUGGAUUUGGACCGGCACUCGCAGGUCGAGAAGGGCGGGGUUAGUUUCGACCACCGCGUGCCCGAGGACCAGCGCGCGUUUACUUUUGUCGCGGUGCCGGCGUGGGCCUAGGCGGUCCUUUUGUUUUUUUUGUCGUCCCCGCACAUCUGGACAUAAUCAUUGUUUCGCUGU